AUGGCAACAAAAUUUCUGAAGAUAUUUGCAUUUUUCAUUAUAUUAGGACUGGCAAAUUCAGUAGUAAUGGCCAGACUUGAUCCAAUAUUGGCACCAAGUCCAAGUGAUAAUGAUUUUUUUGAAUGUUGGUCAUCUCUUCAAAGUAUAAGUGAAUGUGUAACAGGAGUUUAUAAAGCAUUUACUGGAAUUGGAUGGCUUGAUUCUUCUUGUUGUGAAGUUGUUAAUGGCAUUGAUAGUAAUUGUUGGCCUAAAAUAUUUCCAUUUAAUCCUAGUUUUGGUGAUACUUUGAUUUAUUAUUGCAGUCUUUCUCCAGCACCAUCUCCAGCAUCUGCAAUUUGA
Molecule: messenger RNA, 339 nt
Organism: Nicotiana tabacum (common tobacco)
Lineage: Eukaryota; Viridiplantae; Streptophyta; Magnoliopsida; Solanales; Solanaceae
Source: RefSeq, a predicted model, not a curated record